AUGCAAAACAAAGACAGCAACCGACUCUCCGUCCUCCGCGCCCUACUUUCCCAAACCCUCAACGCAUCCAAAACCUCCUCCCCCAUAAACACCGACAUGCAAAUGCUCUCUCUCCUCCGCAAAUCCGCCAACGCAGCCAAAGCCGCAGCGGAAGAGUUCAAAAAUGCAGGCAGACAGGAUCUAGCUGACAAGGAAGACUUGCAGAGAAAGGUGCUGGAAGAGUAUGUGGGGAGCGUGGAGGUUAUGGGCGAGGAGGAGAUUAGAGGUGUUGUUGAGGGGGUGGUGAAGGGUUUGAAAGGCGAGGCGGAUGGGAAGGAAUUGAAGAUUGGAGACGUUAUGAAGAGGGUUUUUGAGGGGGAGGGGGGACUAGAGGGGAAGCCUGUGGAGAAGGGGGAGGUUGCUAGGAUUGUGAGGGAGGUGUUGAAGGAUAAUUGA
This is a messenger RNA of Cadophora gregata, 435 nucleotides long. RefSeq lists its product as uncharacterized. The transcript has a single exon. The record is from RefSeq and is a predicted model, not a curated record. The coding region runs from base 1 to 435 and encodes 144 amino acids. Lineage: Eukaryota; Fungi; Ascomycota; Leotiomycetes; Helotiales; Ploettnerulaceae. Gene Ontology annotation, cellular component: mitochondrion. Gene Ontology annotation, molecular function: carbon-nitrogen ligase activity, with glutamine as amido-N-donor.